This is a messenger RNA of Girardinichthys multiradiatus, 1872 nucleotides long. RefSeq names its product vesicle-associated membrane protein 8-like. The record is from RefSeq and is a predicted model, not a curated record. Lineage: Eukaryota; Metazoa; Chordata; Actinopteri; Cyprinodontiformes; Goodeidae. Gene Ontology annotation, cellular component: SNARE complex; plasma membrane. Gene Ontology annotation, biological process: vesicle-mediated transport; vesicle fusion; SNARE complex assembly. Bases 185 to 553 code for a protein of 122 amino acids. Gene Ontology annotation, molecular function: SNAP receptor activity; syntaxin binding. The transcript has 3 exons.
AUAGCAGCGGCGCGGAGGAAUUCAGUGAGAAAGGAAGGAAAACAUCUACCAGGAAGUUAACUCGAAGACGAAACGUAGUUGGAACUUGAAAGUAUUAAGCGUUUUUGUUUUAAACCAGGUUUUAAGUAAAAGCAACAGGUGACAUUAAACGUUUACGAGCCAGAGGACUUUUGCUUCUAACAAGAUGGACUAUGAUCCGGAGCGGGGAGGAAUAGAGGAUGCACCAGAGCCGAAGGACAAGGUCCAGGUCCUGAAGGAUCAGGUGGACGGAGUGACAAACAUCAUGACCCAGAAUGUGGACCGGAUCCUGGCACGAGGAGAAAGGCUGGGUGACCUCAUGGACAAAUCAGAGGAUUUGCAAGCAGGGUCUCAGCAAUUCAAGCAGACGUCUCACAAAGUGGCGCGCUCUUACUGGUGGAAGAACGUCAAGCUGAUCGUAGUCAUCGUUGUGAUCGUGCUCAUCAUUGUUCUCAUCAUCAUCCUGCUGGCCACUGGAGUCAUUCCUGUCAGUGCGCCUGUAGGUCCUGUAGUCACUCCAACCACCAAGCCCUGAACAGGAACACGCACACAAGAUGUACAAUGAGAUACAAUGAGGUCAUAAAAACAGUAUACUGAGUAAUAUAUUGACUCUAGCAAAUUACUUAUUGUUUCUGGUAAAUAUUUAAGGUUUCUUAGUUUCUUUAGGUUACUUUAAUGCAUUUGUUCCAAGCACUUUAAUGACACAUAAACUCUUUAAAACAGUUUUAGUAAAACCAGGUAGCUUUGGUGAGUAUUUUUUCCUGUUCUGUGUUUUUUUUUUUUACUGGAAGCCCCCCAGUCUCCAUCUCCAUCCAUAACCAGUUAACCGUCAUCCUGACAUAUAGACGAACCCUUGAAUGUUUGUAGAUGGCAACAUCUACAAACAAGGAAUACUCUUUCAUUUUAGAUUCUCCAUAGUUCAUAAUUUAUGUUGUUUUCAAAGAUCUGCUUGAGAAGUGUUAAAGAGGAUAAAUUUACGUAAUGUGUUACGAGAUGCACAUCAGAUUUUGAUUGUAACCUCUUUCUUCAUUGAAAGAGAAUCUGCUUUUCUACACUCACACACGCUGUAAAGUAAAUGUGUACUGCUAACACUGCACUGGCUCAUCCGCUCUGAUGUUUAUGCAAACAAUUGAUUUCUACUUUCAAACAUCCGUUACAGAGAAGCAGCCUGAUGUGUUGAAAACAAACCUCUUAGCUGCUGUAAGAGGUUCAGGUUCUUUCAGUCUACCAGCUGGAAGAGACCAUUUCUAGCCAUUUAGACGCUGAUUUAUUCCUACAAAAUUCAGGAUCUUUUUUUUCUGAGCAAGACCCCCCGCCCCACACACACACACUUUCUGCAAUCCCCAGACCGGUUUAGCUUCAAAUAGGUCAAAAUGUAUCUAAUUAUGCAGUGUAUAUAGUCAAUCCUCACCAAUGUGUAUAUUUACUGCAACUAUUAACACGUCUGUCAAAAGUGUCUAAUCUUUAGAACCAAAUUAUUUAAUGCUUAAUUUUGUUCUAUGAAAUCCAGAAUGAUUCCUAGAUAUUUCUGUAUAAAUGGAUAAUCUACACUAAUUAAUUAUAAAAUGGUACGUUUUGGUUUUGUUGCUUUUUUCAGUAACAAGAUGAUGCUAUAAAAUGUAGGAUGUGUUGGAACAAAUUCUCUCUGUAUUAUUUUCUUGCCGUGUGUGAUUCUGGGAUGCAGUAACCUUUGUUCUCUUAGACUGUUGUUUUCGACUGGCCAGAUAAAUGCUGUUUGAGACGGCCCUGAUAGCACACUGCUGCAGAGCAACUGUAUGAUGUAGCUGCUCAUUAGGGAUUAUGGUAUUUAAUGAUUUUACUGUCCGAUGAAGUCAAUAAAUAGUAUUUACCUCA